This is a messenger RNA of Trametes versicolor FP-101664 SS1, 1107 nucleotides long. RefSeq lists its product as uncharacterized. Lineage: Eukaryota; Fungi; Basidiomycota; Agaricomycetes; Polyporales; Polyporaceae. The transcript is spliced from 4 exons. Bases 1 to 1107 code for a protein of 368 amino acids. The record is from RefSeq and is a predicted model, not a curated record.
AUGGCGACCGCCGGCGGCCUCUACGUACACUCGGACUCCGGAGCCCCAGCGGGCCGCGACGAUUAUACCACCCUCAUUAUCGUGCACGGAUAUGUCUGGCACGCAGGAACCUUCGUGAAGCUGCAGCCCCUCGCGGCUACAUAUGGGGUCCGCAUCAUUGCGCUCAACCGGCGAGAAUACCCCGGAUCGGUUCCAUACACUGCGGAAGAGCGCGCCCUUCUCCCACCCGUGCCCGACAAGCCUCUCACCGACGCCGAUCAGAUCCGCUCCGGUCAGCAGAUGCUCGAGACGUUCAUGCGGGACCGCGCGCGCGAGCUGUACCAGACCGUCGAGGGCCUGGUUGUUGAGCGCAACCUCCCUCCGGCAAGCACCGGGUCCCAGACCAGCGGGGUUGUGCUUGUAGGGUGGUCCUUGGGCGCAACAUGGAUGACGUCGCUCCUCGCGCACAUCGCGGAAUUUCCCGUCGGAGCCGUCAACCUGCGCGACUACGUGCGACGGGUCGUCUUGUCUGACCCUCCGUCCUUCCUCCUCGGGUAUCCCUAUCCCGCCCACAACCGGUGGAACCCACUCUUCGACACCUCGCUCACGUACGAGGAGCGGGGCAAAGUCUUCACCAAUUGGAUUACCUCCUACUUCGCGCAUGGCGACACCGUAGAGACCUUCGAGCGGCGCCACGCGCUGGAGACGCCCCCGUCGACCCUCGCGACGCAGACGAAGGAGGACUUCGAGGCGACCGUGCACGUCCCGCCCGGCGUCCCCCGGAGCGGCGCCGACUGGAGGCUGAUGUAUGGCUGCACUGCAUUUGGCGUAUACGAACCGUUGCGCAAGGGAACACUCUUCCUCCCGCCGGAAGGAGAGAAGGAGACGUCCGGUGAGGAGUGGCGCGAUGUUGAAGUGCGCUAUGUCUGGGGCGACCGGUCGGUGUGGGACGUCCCAUACGCAGCGUUGCUGCUGCGCCAGGAGGUUGCCGACGGAGUGAGGGAGGGGAGACCGAUGAGGAAAUUCACUUCGCUGUGCGUGAAGGGGACGAACCACUUCGCUCAAUGGGAUGAUCCCGAGCGCGUCCUCCAGGCGUUCCUGGCCGAGCCACAGGAAUGUGAUGCGUGA